CAUCGAAGAGACGUUAUCCGAAGAGAAAAAAAGAGAAGGAAAGAGAUCUUUACUCAAAGUGCCAUUCUUCUGGAACGAGGGUCGGAGACCAAGCGAUACACCAGCCUGCUGGCCCACAAGAUUUAGAACGAUGCUGUCCGUACAAAGCACAGUUGCCUUGGCAUUAAUGCUCUUCAUCUUGGUGGAAUACUCGGCAGCGAUGCCGACGACCGACAAAGACAAGGCCAGAUUUUUGAACAACGUGAAUCUGGUGGAUGACGACGGCAGCAUCGACAAGGCUCUGAUGAAUUACUUAUUCACCAAACAGAUCGUGAAACGUCUCCGUAAUCAGAUGAACGUCAAUGACUUGCAGCGCAAACGGAACUUCUGGAGGCAGUGCUCCCUCAACGCGGUGGCUUGCUUCGGUAAAUAGGUGCACAGCAAGACAGAGGAAAAACAGGCGAGAGAGAGAGAGAGAGAGAGAGAG
Molecule: messenger RNA, 466 nt
Organism: Trachymyrmex septentrionalis
Lineage: Eukaryota; Metazoa; Arthropoda; Insecta; Hymenoptera; Formicidae
Product: allatostatin C-like
Exons: 3
Coding region: 131-412 (93 amino acids)
Source: RefSeq, a predicted model, not a curated record